UUUCCCAUGUCUCUGAUCCACUCAGUGGUGGUAUGGGCCUCUGCAGUUGCCAUAGGGAGGGGACGGCUCUGAUUCCUUGGAAUGUGCUGUCUGUGCCCACUGACCCUUGGCCAGGUCCUUGGGCUGCUGACUUCAGCUGGAACCUGAAGCUUCCUUUCCUGAUCAUAGAGAUGGGGACACGGCCAACCCUGAGAGAGGUGGAGAGGAUUCCCCUGCAGGCUUCAACAGUGGACAACUGGAGCCAGAUCCAGGGCUUUGAGGCCCGGCCGGAUGACCUCCUCAUCUGCACGUACCCUAAGUCAGGGACCACCUGGAUUCAGGAAAUUGUAGACAUGAUUGAACAACAGGGGGAUGUGGAGAAGUGUCAGCGAACCAUCAUUCAACACCGCCAUCCUUUCCUCGAGUGGGCCCGCCCCCCCCAGCCUUCUGGUGUGGAAAAAGCCAACUUAAUGCCCCCUCCACGGAUACUAAGGACUCACCUUCCUGUUCAACUGCUGCCACCGUCUUUCUGGGAGGUGAACUGCAAGUUCCUUUAUGUAGCUCGAAAUGCCAAAGACUGUAUGGUUUCCUACUAUCAUUUCCAAAGGAUAAACCAAAUGCUUCCUGACCCUGGGACCUGGGAAGAAUAUUUCGAAAGCUUUACCAAUGGGAAAGUGAGCUGGGGCUCCUGGUAUGACCACGUCAAGGGAUGGUGGGAAUUGAAGGACAAAUGCCAGAUGCUUUUCCUCUUCUACGAGGACAUAAAAAGGGACCCAAGGCAUGAAAUCCAGAAGGUGAUGCAGUUCAUGGGCAAGAACUUGGAUGAGACGGUGCUAGACACCAUAGUCGAGGAGACGUCAUUUGAGAAAAUGAAAGCCAACCCCAUGACAAAUCGUUCAACCGUUCCCAGGUUUAUUCUGGACCAGUCCACUUGCUCCUUCAUGAGAAAAGGAACAGUGGGAGACUGGAAAAACCACUUCACUGUGGUGCAGAAUGAGAGAUUUGAUGAAAUCUACAGGAAAAAGAUGGAAGGGAGCUCGAUCCAUUUCUGCACAGAACUCUGAGUGGACCAUAAGUCAGAAGGCUCAUCUACCUGAGCUUUUCCAGGGUUAAUAUCACCACAAUUACACAUUUAUCACAGUUAUGAGUCCUCCAGCUAUAACAGGGAUCUUUGUUGUAUUGGGAUAGUCCUGCUUUCCAGUAAACAGAAUAAUCAAGGGUAGUGAAGUUCCUGUAAAGACAAAGACUUGAGUUGUAAAAUUCCAUCAUUCUGUGUGGUUCCUUGGAGUUUCAGUUUGAAUUAAAAAUGGUGAAAUUUGAAAGCAUGUGAACUGUCAGGUAUGAAAUUCUUCAGUCAGUGCAAAGUCUUGUUCAUAAAGGGAAUAUUUCACUGUUUUGAACGACAGUUUCACAAAUGGAAAUUUAGUUUCUCUUCUAAUUGUUAAUAUUUGUUUUAAAACUUAAAGAGGAAUCAAGAAGCUGAAAAUCAUGUCAGUGGUAAGAUUUAGUAAUUAUUUGAAUUAUGCUUUUACGGAUAUUCUUAUUUUAUUAAAAUCGACUCAUUCUGUUUUUUUCUUUACAUGGAUGUAUACACAAUGUGGGAUAAAAGUUCUCCCUGACUGUA
Erinaceus europaeus (western European hedgehog) is the source of this 1603-nucleotide messenger RNA. RefSeq names its product sulfotransferase 1C2-like. NCBI's taxonomy places the organism in Eukaryota, Metazoa, Chordata, Mammalia, Eulipotyphla, Erinaceidae. Gene Ontology annotation, biological process: sulfation. The transcript is spliced from 8 exons. Gene Ontology annotation, molecular function: sulfotransferase activity. The record is from RefSeq and is a predicted model, not a curated record. Bases 33 to 1043 code for a protein of 336 amino acids. Gene Ontology annotation, cellular component: cytoplasm.